This is a messenger RNA of Homalodisca vitripennis (glassy-winged sharpshooter), 1810 nucleotides long. Its product is annotated as venom carboxylesterase-6-like. The coding region runs from base 135 to 1718 and encodes 527 amino acids. Lineage: Eukaryota; Metazoa; Arthropoda; Insecta; Hemiptera; Cicadellidae. The record is from RefSeq and is a predicted model, not a curated record. The transcript has 2 exons.
GUUAUAUUCUUCUUCUUCUGACUUUGCACAAUUAGUAUUAUACCUCUACUUUAGAGAAAACAGCUGUAAAUCAUCUGAUGUUUUGUUUAUCUUACUGCCUUUUGGGAGAAUAAUAUUGUACCUAAUAUAUUAAUAUGAUUGAAGAAACACCGAUGAUUAGAACAAUUCAUGGACAACUACAAGGAAAAUAUAUGAGUUCACGCAGUGGGAGAAAAUUCAUGGCCUUUCUGGGAAUUCCAUACGCCGCCCCACCAGUCGGGAAAUUUCGGUUUCUCCCGCCACAACCGGCUCAGCAGUGGGAAGGUGUGAGGAGAGCCACUGAAGAAGGGAAUAUCUGCUCACAAGGGAAAUAUGGAGGGUGUGAAGAUUGUCUAUUUGUGAAUGUGUUCACACAUAAUUGUGACAGUGAAGCUUUAAAGCCUGUCAUGUUUUACAUCCAUGGUGGAUCAUUCUACAUGGGGGCUCCAUCUAUGGGCAUCACAGGUCCUGAAUACCUCAUGGACAGAGACAUAGUUUUGGUGACAGUGAGGUAUCGCCUUGGACCCUUUGGGUUUCUCAGCACUGAGGACUCUGUGGUUCCGGGGAACAUGGGUUUAAAAGACCAAGUGAAGGCUCUUGAAUGGGUGCAAGAGAAUAUAGUGUCAUUUGGAGGCGACCCGAAAAAAGUAACGUUAUUUGGCUGCAGUGCAGGAGCCUCAGCAGUCCACUUGCAUAUGCAAUCACCAGCAAGUCGAGAUCUGUUUGUGAGAGGAAUUUCUCAGAGUGGGACUUCUCUUGGAACUCAUUCACUGAUGGGGAAGGGUACUGCUAGAGAAUAUACCGUAAAAUUGGCUAAACUGUUGGAUUGCUCAUCAUUAGACUCACAAGAAAUAUUACAAUGUCUACAACAGAAGACAACUUCUGAAAUUGAAAAAGCUCAUCAAAACCUGCAAUUUCCCAGAUAUGGCAUGACCAAAAGUAUAUUUCGUCCUGUGGUUGAAGUCAGCAGUGAUCAAGCAUUCAUAACAUCAAGUCCUUUACUAGCAACAACUGAAAAACCUUGGUUGGUGGGGUUGACAGCCAAUGAAGGUAUCUUGGACAUUCGUGAAAAAGUGUUAAAUCAUAUUAUUACUAAAAUAAGAUCAGACUAUAAAGACUACAUUCCCAAAGCAUUGCUUUUUGAAGACAUCUGUUCCGAACCAAGUCAAAUUGCAGAAUCGAUAUAUGAUUUUUAUUUUAAAAACUCAAUGAACAGAAAUGAUAUGAUCAAAUCGAUUGAGGAAAUGUAUACAGACUGGUGGUUUUUGUGGCCAACAGAGCAAGCUAUUCGAAAGCACAAAGGCCCUCUCUUUUAUUACCUCUAUGCCCACCAAGGGCAGCAUUCCUAUGCUGAGGUGUACAACAGUCCGACUGGGUUAGGAGUCAGCCACCUUGAUGAUCUCCUGUCUUUGUUUAGACAUUCCCUCUACUUUCCAGAACUAAAUGAACGAGACACGAACGUCUCUAAACUGCUUGUGAACUUGUGGGUUGACUUUGCGAUGGGAGGCAAUCCAACACCACAUCCCAUAAGCAAUAAUCCUCAGACAAACCAAGUUAAAGACUUCCUUUGGACAGUUCAUCAUAAGAGUGAUCCCAAACAUCUGCACAUCCAAACACAAAAGUUGUCUAUGGAAAGAGGAAUUUAUUCAAAUAGAUUAGAAUUCUGGGACGGGCUUCAUGUGGUUGAUAAACUUCCUUAAUGAACAUCUCAUGUGAAAAACUGCAUUCUUGUAAGAUGUGAUUUUACUGGAUUUACUCUUCAUAUAUAAAUAAAAGAAGUAACGUAAUAUGA